AUGUUUGUUCCUAGGCAACUCCAGAAAAAAUCUUUAUGCCAACAACAGAAGGAAUCUACGCCUCUCGCCCCUACCGAGAAAUCUACCAAAAAUGAUUAUAUCGACCCGACCUUGGCGAAGGAAAUGGUGAUGACCCUCGAGAUAUUGUUUUCGGAUCAUGGAAUCGAAAGUGGCCCCCCCGAAUGGUUUUCCGCAAGGAUGCGAUCUGUGGAAGGGGAAAGUGACUUUAUCCAUCUAUCCGCGCUGUUAGACUGUCCGCUGUUGGCCGAGAUGAAGCCAAAGCCAUCGCAAAUGACCCUCCGAAAGGCUCUCACUCAAUAUCCUUCGGACUUUUUACAACUGAGCAAAGACAAAUACUAUAUUCGGCGGCGGCAGGAAUAUCUGGCUUCUUCGAGAUCCCCCGCGGGCCACCCGAAGUGUUCAGAAGAUUCCACAAUCUAUAUUGAGCCUCAUGUUACAGGCAUAACUCUAAACCCUGGGAGGGUAGCUAGGAUGCUAUCGCAAUCAGCGAUGCCGAGAAAAUACCUGCCGGUGCAGUUUGUCGAAGCUGGUGAUACUGCAUGGGCAUUCGUGAUACUAUCCGCCGCGGUGUCGCACGAAGACGCAGAGAAUCAGGGAUUGUGGCCAAAAGAUUGGAUAAUUAUGACAAAGCAUGAAUGGAGAAAGAGAGACGAGGAAUACCAACACCUGCGAGGGAGGCGACCAACCUCUCCCGCACGCAUAAGGCUGCCAGAACGCCACGACGGGGCAUCUGGUUCGUCGGUUCAACAAAUGUGGUCUGAUUUACCGAUUUUCCCAACCGUCCCUGUAGAUCCGGCCUCAGUCCGGGAAGGCGAUCAAAAAAUGAAUGCCGAUUAUGAAUCUGGACUAAUUGUCUACCUAACCAACAUACACCCGCUGACAACCAAAGAAACCAUUACUUCUUUUAUCACCCGGCAGGUGGAUCGAUAUAAUGGAAAAAAGCGCUCAUCCACUCUGAAGGACAGAGAUGGCCCCCCAGUAAACAUCAAUUAUGUCGAUUACUCGAAAGGGUUGACGACGGCAUACCUGCGGCUGCGUAAAGCGCAGGACUCGGAGUUGGUGGUCUCUGCACUGAAAAAGCGGAAACGUAGGAUGCAAGAUGGCAACGACAAAAAAGGAAAGAAAGUUACAAACGAUAGUGGAAGAGAUAAUUGGGUUAAGGCUACAAACGUGGAGGGGAACGAAGAGAGAAUUUAUUGGGAAAAGGUUCUUGCUGCUAAAUGGAAGGGGAAGGGGAAAAACAAACGGAAAUUGCCGUCACAUGAUGCUGGAGAGUCUUCUUCCAAACAAAUCAAAUUUUCAGACUAA
Molecule: messenger RNA, 1329 nt
Organism: Tuber melanosporum (Perigord truffle)
Lineage: Eukaryota; Fungi; Ascomycota; Pezizomycetes; Pezizales; Tuberaceae
Exons: 5
Coding region: 1-1329 (442 amino acids)
Biological process (GO): telomerase catalytic core complex assembly
Molecular function (GO): telomerase RNA binding
Source: RefSeq, a predicted model, not a curated record